Molecule: messenger RNA, 3965 nt
Organism: Pimephales promelas (fathead minnow)
Lineage: Eukaryota; Metazoa; Chordata; Actinopteri; Cypriniformes; Leuciscidae
Source: RefSeq, a predicted model, not a curated record
GUCCACACCCAAACUCGCUCACUGGAAUUGAUUUCAUCUAUGAUUCAGAAAACAUGUCUACAAAUGUCGAUUUAGCACAAUACCAACCAAAUAUAAGACUGCAAUUUUCAGGGUCAGUUUAGCUGCAGUAUGUCAGAGGAAAGAGGAAAGGACUCUCUCUCUCAGAUGAGUCUCUCAGAGAAACACAGUGUAAGAUCAGGCUCACAUGUGUCCAGCUCUGUGUCUCUGAAGAGUGAUCACUCUAAAGAAGGACUUCCACCAGCCUUCAGUGAGAAAACACCAUCAUCUAAUAAAAGUGUAAGAUCAGGCUCACGUGUGUCCAGCUCUGUGUCUCUGAAGAGUGAUCGGUCUAAUGUUCUUCCACCAGACUUCAGUGAGAAAACACCAUCAUCUAAUAAAAGGCUUCAAUAUGAGACAUUAGACUCAGACCUUCAGACUCACAGGAAACACAAGAAUUUCAAAGACAAUCUUCUUGGGAUCUUCCAGGAUCUUGAGAGCAAAAUAAUCACAUUUCUGAAGAAUGAACUGGAGAAGUUAAAGAAAAUAUUACAACAUGAGAACACACAACACUUUGUGAAGGACUUUAAUGAGAACAGAUCCAGUAUCAAAUCAGCAGCUCUUGAUCUCACACUACAUUACCUGAGAGAGAUGAAGCAAGAUGAAGCUGCUGAUGCUCUAGAAGGUGAGCUGUUCUUCAUUCAUCAGCUGAAAUGUGGCCUAAAGAAGAAGUAUCAAUGUGUGUUUGAAGGAAUGGCGAAGCAAGGUGACUCCACACUCCUGAAUAACAUCUACACAGAUCUCUACAUCACUCAGGGUGGCAGUGAACAGGUCAAUACUGAACAUGAGGUGAGACAGAUUGAAGUUGCUUCCAGACGUCAUGAAGCACAAGAGAUACAGGUUGAAUGCACACAUUUGUUUGAAGCGCCUGAACAAGACGAGAAGAUCCGAACUGUACUGACAAAAGGAGUCGCUGGCAUCGGGAAAUCAGUCUCUGUGCAAAAGUUUGUUCUGGACUGGGCUGAAGGAAAAGAAAAUCAAGAUAUCAGCUUCAUAUUUCCUCUUCCAUUCAGAGAGAUGAACUUAAAGGAGAAAGAAAAACUAAGUUUGAUGGACCUUAUAACUCAGUUUUUCCCAGAGACAAAAGGACUGAACCUUACAAGAAGGAAUCAGUUCAAAGUGCUGUUCAUCCUUGAUGGACUGGACGAAUGUCGCCUUCCUCUGAAGUUUGAUUGUAAUGAAACGUGGCGUGAUGUAUCGUCACCAGCCUCUCUGGAUGUUCUCCUAACGAACCUCAUGAAGGGAAAUCUGCUUCCUUCUGCUCUCGUCUGGAUCACCAGCAGACCAGCAGCUGCCAGUAAGAUUCCUCCUGACUGUAUCGACCGGCUGACAGAGAUACGAGGAUUCAGCGACGCACAAAAGCAAGAGUACUUCAGAAAAAGAUUCAAGGAUGAUAUUCAAGCCAACACAAUCAUAGAUCAUGUUAAACAAUCAAAGAGUCUCUUUAUCAUGUGCCACAUCCCAGUCUUCUGCUGGAUUUCAGCCACUGUUCUCCAGAACAUUCUGGAGGAGAAGAGAAAUAAUGAUGUGAGAAACACUCAGGCUGAUGAGAUCUCUAAAACACUGCAGGAAUCAAACACUGAAGACACUCCCAAGACUCUGACACAAAUGUACACACACUUUCUCCGCUUUCAGAUCCAGCAGAGCCGCCGGAAAUAUGAUGGAGAAUACACACCAGAUGUUUCCUGGGAUAAAGACACCAUCCUUUCACUGGGGAAACUGGCAUUUCAUCAGCUGGAAAGAAACAACCUGAUCUUCUAUGACACAGACCUGGAAGCCUGUGGUCUUGACGUCUAUAAGGCAUCAGUGUACUCAGGCAUGUGUACCCAGAUCUUUAAGGAGGAAACAGGGAUCGUUCUUGGUACCAUGUACUGCUUUGUUCACUUGAGCAUUCAAGAGUUUAUUGCAGCCCUUUAUGCACAUCUGUUUCUAAACAUCAACAAUACAAGUGUGUUUGAUCAUGAGUCUACAGAACAGAAAAACAGAAAUGAAACCAUGAUUGAUUUUCUCAAGACUGCAGUGGACAAGGCGCUGGAGAGUGACAAUGGACACCUGGACCUUUUCCUUCGCUUCCUCCUCGGUCUGUCACUCCAGUCCAAUCGACGACUCUUACGAGGUCUGUUGACACAGCGAGACGGCACUCACCGGAGCAACAAGGGGACAGUUCGACGACUCUUACGAGGUCUGUUGACAAAGAGAGACGACACUGACCAGAGCAACAAGGAAAUAGUUCAGUACAUCAAGCAGAAAUUAGCAGAUAAUCUUCCUGCAGAGAGAUCCAUCAAUCUGUUCUACUGUCUGAAUGAACUGAACGACCAAACUCUGGUGAACGAGAUUCAGACCCACCUUAGCAAAGGAAGUCUCUCAUCUGGUGACCUUUCACCUGCCCAGUGGUCUGCUUUAGCCUUUGUGUUGUUGACAUCAGAGGAAGAGCUGGAGGAAUUUGAGCUUCAGAAAUUCAAGAAAUCAGACGAGUGUCUCAUUAGAUUAUCGGCAGUCAUUAAAGCCUCCAGAAGAGCUCUGUUAAAUGAUUGUAACUUAACAGACAAAAGCUGUUCAUCUCUGGCUGCAGUUCUUGGAUCAGACACCAAUCUGAAAGAGCUGAACAUGAACAAUAAUAAUCUGCAGGAUUCAGGAGUGAAGCUGCUCUGCACUGGACUGAAGAAUAUAAAGUGUAAAUUGGAGAUACUGAGGUUAAGAUACUGUUAUAUGACAGAUGAAGGUUGUUCUGAUGUGACUUCAGCUCUGAAAUCAAACCCGUCACACCUGAGAGAGCUGGACCUGAGCGGGAAUAAUCUAGGAGACUCUGGAGUGAAAAACCUCAGUGAUCUACUGAUGAACCCACAAUUCAAGCUGGAGAAACUACAUCUGUGUGGAUGCAGUAUUACAGAGAAACAGAGUCUCAUCCUGACUUCAGCUCUGAAAUCAAACCCGUCACACCUGAGAGAGCUGGACCUGAGCGAGAAUAAACUAGGAAACACAGGAGUGAAGCACUUAUGUGCCGUACUGAAGGAUUCACACUGUAAACUGGAGAGAUUGAGGUUAAGCUGCUGUUAUAUGACAGAUGAAGGUUGUUCUGAUGUGACUUCAGCUCUGAAAUCAAACCCGUCACACCUGAGAGAGCUGGACCUGAGCAGGAAUAAUCUAGGAGACUCUGGAGAGAAAAACCUCAGUGAUCUACUGAUGAACUCACAAUUCAAGCUGGAGAAACUACAUCUGAAUGAUUGCAGUAUUACAGAGAAACAGAGUCUCAUCCUGACUUCAGCUCUGAAAUCAAACCCGUCACACCUGAGAGAGCUGGACCUGAGCAGGAAUAAACUAAGAAACACAGGAGUGAAGCACUUAUGUGCCGUACUGAAGGAUUCACACUGUAAACUGGAGAGAUUGAGUCUUCAGUACUGUGGCAUUAUAGAUGUUUCUUCUUUAACUCAGUCUUUGACGAACUCAAAAGCACUGCAGUUUUUAAAAGAGCUUGAUCUGAGAGAGAAUAAGAUCGGAGACUCAAAGCAGCGGCUCAGAGACGAACUACGAGACUCAAACUGUGUCCUGAGAGUAUAUUAAGAUCGACUGGCAAUCGUCAGUGGAUUUCCAUCAAGGUUUAAAUCUGUGAAACGGAGAUGAGAAGAGCAGAAACCAUCAGGUGAUCCACAGAAGAGUCUCACUGCUGUCUAUGAGGAGAAAUACAUGUGUAAAUGUGUUUCAUACAGGUGGAAGAGACUCAGACUUCACUAUUAAAUAAAGCAGCGUGUGUGUUAGCAUGCGUAUUAGAAACAUGUGAUAUUGAAUGAUUAAUGUUGGUUUAUUAUUCAGCCAAAUGAUGGUUUAGUUGUAAUUAAAGGUGGAACAGAGGAAGAAGCUCAGAUGAGUGUCAGCAGAAAUCUUCACUAUCAGGCCUGCAAAUAUAAUAA